AAUUCUAGUGUGCACUUGUUUGCAAAGUUUCAAAUUCUGAUGUUUACUAGUUUGCAAACUUUCGAACUUGAAGAUUAUCUUAUUUCUUAAUUUACCACUUUGUGAGUUUUCAAGCUUUCACAUCCACCGCUUUGCAAACUUUCAAAUUUCCAAAUUUACCUAUUUACUAAUUUGCAGACUUUCAAGUUUAGUAUUAUACAAGUUUUGCAAAAUUAGAGAUUUUCAACAGCGCAAAUUCUACAGCUUGAACAUUUGAAAAUUUUUUAAAUUCUGCAUAGGAAAAUAUGUUCUUAAAUACCAACUCCAAGAGUCCCUAGAAUCCUACAUCAACUUGCAAGUCUCAUACAUCAACUUAUAAUCCACCUACAAUCUAUGUAUUAUAAUCUAGCACCAACUCAAAAGACCAAUCCAAAUCACUCUUAUAUCCCAAACACUCUUAUAUUUCACCCCUCUCAAAUCCCUAAAUCCCUAAAUCUCUAAAUCAUCUACAUUCCACACAGCCUGAAAGAGCACAACCGCCUCUACCACUACGACCCAGCAGUCUCCAUCCAAGACAAGGUCGACAGCGAAGAAAAGGGUGCCAUGUACAAAUGCGACGUCUGCGGCAAGGUAUACAUAGACAAAUCAGUAUUAAAGCAACACAAGAUGAAAUCCCACGGCGGUAAACGUAAGUACGAGAAACGGAGAUACCUAUGUGCUCUUUGUGGCAAGGAACUGAAAACCGCCAAAGGUUUGGAGAUCCACAAUCGCUGGCACACGGGCGAAAAACCGUAUACCUGCGAAGUGUGUGGCAAGUGUUUCACGUGUGAAACACUGUUGAGGACUCAUAAUGUGACACACACGGGCGAGAGAAAGUAUUCCUGCGAUCAGUGUGGUAAAGCGUUUACACAGAGGUCCACGCUGGUGGUACAUAAACGGUAUCACACGGGAGAACGACCGUAUGUUUGUACGCGUUGCAGUAAGGGGUUUGUGACUAGGACGGUUUUGAAUACUCAUAUGAAGUCUUGUCACUGAUCAGGUAUGAUUUUAUUGUUUCUGGAAUUACUGAUGUUAACUCGUGAGUUGGCGUGUGAGGAUAAGCUUUUUUUACCUUGCGCCAUCUUUGAGGUAUCUCUGGCCUGCGCGCCAUCUUGUGGGUUAACGUCUGUACAUGUUUGAGGCUGGACUUGCGUUGUUUCAACGAAAAAUGCAUUUGUAAUGCAUUCUGAGGUAAAAUAUUACGAUUGGUAAUUUUAUCUUAGGUUUUGGAUUCUGGAUUUUUGGUUAGGUUUGUUGUAUUCAACUCUCGAUUGUUAUAUUUACGGAAAUUAAAAUUUGUUAGCUUUUGAAGUUCGAAAGAUCUACAUUUUUCAAGUUUCUUAAUUUUUACAGGUAGAAAUUUAGAAAUUUAUCGAUCACAAACCAUAAUGUUGAAGAGAGUUAAC
Messenger RNA from Megachile rotundata (alfalfa leafcutting bee), 1424 nucleotides. RefSeq names its product gastrula zinc finger protein XlCGF67.1-like. NCBI's taxonomy places the organism in Eukaryota, Metazoa, Arthropoda, Insecta, Hymenoptera, Megachilidae. The record is from RefSeq and is a predicted model, not a curated record.